UCAUGCUGCUGCCAGGUCCAGAGUCUCUCAUGGGUCCCUGUACGGCCUCCCAUUGCUGCUGUCUCCAUCGCCACACUCUGCCAUGUGCCACUUUCAGGUCUCCUCCUCACACUGCUGGUGUGUUCCAUUUUUUGUCAUAGGGUGCUGGCAGAUUACGGGCCUCCCAUAGCUGCUGCCAGGCCCCUAAUCUGCCAUGGGCCCCUGUACCGCCUCCUCAUGCUGCUGCCAGGCCCCUAAUCUGCCAUGGGCCCCUGUACCGCCUCCUCAUGCUGCUGCCAGGCCCCUAAUCUGCCAUGGGGCCCCUGUACCGCCUCCUCAUGCUGCUGCCAGGUCCAGAGUGUCUCAUGGGUCCCUGUGCGGCCUCCCAUUGCUGCUGUCUCCAUCGCCACACUCUGCCAUGUGCCACUUUCAGGUCUCCUCACACUGCUGGUGGUUUCCAUUUUUGUCAUAGGGUGCUGUAUGGCCUCCCAUUGCUGCUGCCUCCACCGCCACACUGUGGCUCCACACUCUGGUUUUGGCCCCGUGACUGCCCAAAUGAGUGAAGUGUGCUGUGAUUCUAAGAUCGACGGCACUCAUCUGCAUGUCAUACUGACUGUCAGUAUUAUUUCUCUUCCCCAGCAGACUCCAAGGGCAUUUAAAUUAAAGGUACAGUGUUCUGCACUAAUAUAA
Messenger RNA from Staurois parvus, 669 nucleotides. NCBI's taxonomy places the organism in Eukaryota, Metazoa, Chordata, Amphibia, Anura, Ranidae. The record is from the annotation of a GenBank genome assembly.